This is a messenger RNA of Gryllus bimaculatus (two-spotted cricket), 4545 nucleotides long. Lineage: Eukaryota; Metazoa; Arthropoda; Insecta; Orthoptera; Gryllidae. The record is from the annotation of a GenBank genome assembly.
AUGACGCUGGCGCCUGCUUCCGCCUCCGCUGCCCAGUGGCGCUACUGGCGCAUGCGCCGGCCACGAGCAGUGGGCCAGGCGGCGGGGCUGCUGGAGCUGGGGCAACGGGGGCGGCCGCGAAGGGGGGCGGCGGGCCGGCCGCGGCGCGGCGCGUCGCGGCGCGGCGGCGACAGGCGACGGGCGCACGGCAGGCAGGAGGCCGGCGACGCAGCGGCUGCCAUGGCGCCCAAGGAGCAGGAGCUGCCUUGGGACCUCUUCGACCGAUGCCUUCUGCCCGUGCUGUUCUCGCACGCCGCCGCCGUCAUCGUGGCCACGCUGCUCCACACCUUCAACAUCUCGCACAUCUCCACGUUCAGCCUCUUCCUGCUCUUCGUGUCCGUCAGCCUGGCCGUCGUGCUCUUCUACCACAAUCUCAAGGUCACAGCUGCCGGAAAAGGAAUUCUUCUCACGGAUUGCGAUUCACAAAUUGGAUACACUUUUGCAAGACAGCUGGAUAACCUGGGUUUCACUGUUUAUGCGUGCUUCACGGAAACGCAAGGUAAUGAAGAAGCCCGUAAAUUGAAAGAAGAAUCUUCAGGGAGACUGCAUAUAGUUCAAUUGGAUGUUGCUUCAGAAGAACAAAUUUUGGCUGCAGCUGAUUACGUGAAAAAUAAUCUUCCUCAGGGUGCAAUAGGACUGUGGGCUAUUGUAAACAAUGCAUCUUGGGCUACUUUUGGUGAAGUGGAGUGGGUUCCAUACAACGUUUUCAAGCUUGCUGUAGAUGUCAAUUUAUUAAGUGUCGUGAGAAUUUCCCAAGUAUUUUUGCCAUUGGUUCGCAAAACUCGAGGCCGCAUCAUAAACUUGGUAAGUAUCAUGGGGCGCAUUACAUCUCCAAACCUCUCAUCAUACUGCGCUUGUAAGUUCGGAGUUGAAGCGUUCAGUGAAUGCCUUCGACUGGAAAUGCGUCACUGGGGGGUUGACGUUAUCGUAGUGGAACCUGGUACAUACACCACAGGAAAGAAAGGUUUCUCCAAAGCAAUGAUGCUGUAUCAGGCACAACUGAUGUGGAAUACAAUGUCAGAAGAUGCGAGAAAAGACUAUGGUGAAGAUUAUUUCGAGAAGCGAGUACGCUCUUUGGAGGAAUUUACAAAAGGACCCGAAACGGACACCGGCCCCGUGCUGCGGGCCCUUUCGGACGCCGUGGCGCGCACCUUCCCGCUGCCACGCUACACGCCCAUCACCCGCGCCGAGAAGCUGCAGAUUCUCGUGGCGGAACACCUGCCGCGCUCCGUCUACGACAUCCUCUACACGUGAGCGCCUGCCUGCCAGCCAACCUGCCGGGCGGGCGGGCGUCGCAUCUCGCCGGGCCCCCGUCGUCGGGAGACUUGGAAGGACAGGCUGCGCAAACGCGCGGGAGCGGAGACGGGGUCCCGACCGGUCCCGACGCGCUGACGGGAACGCAGUGGUGUAGCUAAGCUGGACGAGAGAAGCUGAUGGCCCGGGGCGGCAUGAUUAAAUGAAAGGCUGCACUACCCUGCUACAGAUCGGCUAGCGAAAUCUGUACGUCCUAUUUUCGUCGAACUGAAAAUGUGUGCGUUUCUGCCCAGCCAUGCCUCCAAUUACAUUUAUUUUAUUUUUUCUUCUUUGAUAAAUGUCACUGACCCCCUGGGAAUCAGAGGCCUAGCUACGCCACCGCGAGUUCGGGACACAGAGAUCCUUACAAUAAGCAAAGAGUGUAAAAAGUAGAGUGAACUAGCAUCUUUGCGGGAAGAGCUUACUUCUGCGUGUAGUACUCAUAUAUUAUCACUAGAACUCUCUUUUAAAAUUUUAUUUUGAUUAUACAAAAGGGCAUAUGUUACGUGUACAGCUCUAUUCGUCGCAUGAAGUUUGUUAUUCUUUCGAAGUACGAGAUAAUUCGUACCAAAUAUUAAUUUUGAAAAACAAUUAUUCAUAUUUUUUUACCUACACGUUUCCAUAAGGGAUAGAUGAUAUCCAUUAAUUCUAAAUUUCCAAUCCAAAAACCACCAAAACAGGCACUAACGGAUAUUCAGUAGCCAAUUCUUCCCAUCUCGUUUGUCAGCAUCAUUCGAACAGAAAAAUUGCUCGGUCGGUUCUCCACGAAUAUGAAUCGAUAUUACAGAGCAUGAAAUAUUGUAAGGCAUCCAGACAAUUCCGCGGCUGUUGAGCGGUUCUUCUCACUCCUACUCCUACUUGAAUUCACUUUCUGCUCAAUUCUACACACAGGUGGCCGAGCUAUUCUUAUCCUAAAUGUCAAUCGCUUUAUAACCACAGGCUCGUUUAUUUUUGCUGAAAUGAAGGAAACAUCGGAAAUAAUACUUCUUGCGUUUUAUGAAGUUCAACAGAAUUAGCGCAAAUUUUCCUUCAUAGCAUUUUAGAUGUCCCUCUAAAGUAACGGUACUUGUGCACCUACGAGUUUGUUUAAUGUAUUUUAAUGAAUAUACUGGCGUCCGUUUAAAAUUAAUUGCACAACCCCAACGUCGUUUGAUGUUAGGACACCAUUCAGUUUUGAAAAUUCUAAAAUAACCAUUGAGAGCAAAAUGCAUAAAACGUAAUAACCAAUUCAAAUGACUAUUUUGAUGGCAACUAUUUCAAUAUCAUAAUAAAAAUAAGGAUUACAAAAGAAUUUCUUUGUUUUUCGUGUUCUUCUGUCCUUCACCAAUUACUUUUAUUCUGGUAUACUAUAUAACUACGGUUUCUAUUUUCUCACGGGAGGUAGUUUAUGUAAUAAAUUUGCGAGUGUUGCAAUUGAGAGCCUAUUCUACAGUAAUAUUCACAUUAACAUAAAAUAUUGCUUGCUCCCUUGAAUCCACUUCUCUAAAUUCUAAAUGCCUUCAUUCUUAAUAUUUCACAGUUAAACAUGAAAGCUCUACUCGUAGUUCAUUCUCUCCUCGCUUUCAUUACUGCAACAAAAACCGAGACAUUAAAGCAUGUUAAAAUCCACAACAUUUAAAAAAUAGAACGGAGAACAAACAACUAGCGCACGCGUAACACAUUAGGCAUACAGUCCAAAGCGAGUGGAGUGACUUGUGGGAUGAAAACAACUGGAGAGAAAAGAUGUUUCCUCUGUAGUAUUCUAUGCUCUGUGAUAUUAUUCAUCGAGAUUCAUUCCGUUUCCGGUCACUUAUUUCCCUCUCUGGCUGCGCUAUAUAAAAAGGGGAGUGGCUAAAGACACCUUUAUCACGUUUGGAGAUGGCCGAAUGAGUUUUGUCUCGGCGACUAACAAACGAUCUCCCGAGUGUUUGUUUGUUUUUGUUUUUAUCUGUUCGAUCACAUUAGGGAUUCCAUCUGAUGAUCCGCAAGAGAUUUUCAUGGCAUAUGUAAAUUGGGGACCAAAGGAAAAUAUGAGUUUUACCAAUAUGAAAAUUGGGAACUGGUCCAGAGAAAAGCAUAUGUAAGUUCAGGACACGUUCUGGGCCCACAUAAAUUGGGUACCAACUACCUCAUUUCCUUUCAGGUAAAAGUAGGUGACAUUCUUUUCGAAGAACAUUUUCAUAGCCAUUAUUUUUAAACCGUAACUCUCUUCCCAUCUUCGAGAUUUAUGACUGGCGUAUUUCUUUCGAAAUAUAACUGGUUUUCUCUUCAAAUUGAAUUGAAUCAUUAGUUGAUUGAGUAAAUUGCCUAAUUUUGUUGAUUAUUCUAUAUGUACUAGUUAUUUCAUUACAAAGAUGGCUGUAUUACACCUUAGCCAAUUACACAGGAGACGUACAAAGAUUUGAUGGCUUGCGAAAAUGUGCAGCAUAUUUUACAAGGGAAAUUCGGCUUAUCUUGGCAAUUUUAUAUUCUUUCUUUUCUCGGCUAAUGCUAGAUAACAGUGUACAUGAAAUCUGGACACUCUUCUAGAGCUUUUUUCGCUUUUCAUUUUGAUCAAUCAGUCAUUUUCCUUACCUGGGUUGGUUUAGUCCCCAAUUUACAUAUGCCUAGAGUAAGGUCGAUCCCCAAUUUACAUGUAGAAUUCGAAAGUAAAUUUCACGAGAUAAGGCGAAAAAAUAUAUUUGGUCCCCAAUGAACAUAGGGCCUAUUUUCAAAGCCUUCUUCGAAUAUCUGAGAAAGAAGGGGAAAUAUUUUUAAUGAACGGAAAUUAUUUCGGAAGAACCAAAUUAACUUUCGGAAGUCGCAAUCAUACAAACAACUGUAAAUGCAAUUGACAUGGCAUUUUACAAAUAAAAUUAAGAAACUUACACGCCUUCAAUUAUUUUUCCUUUGAUACCCAUUCCAGUCAUUUGCUUCGUGAAAUUAUUACAAAAUGUCACUUCCACUAUUAAUACUGGCAAAUAUGUAAUGACAAAAUAAGUCAUGACAAAAUAAAUCGCACUCACGAAACAAUUAUUUUUUAGCGGCUUUAAUUUUUGUUAUGAGAUCUAGGGUUGGAAAUAGGUGUAACGUAUUUUUUUUUUUUAUAAUUCCAGUCCUUUCAUAAAUAUUACCAAUUAUUUUUAAGAAUCCUGCGCGCGCUAAUGUUUAAACAUUUUUCAAGCAUUUAUAUUUUCCUCCAAAAAAUACAAUUUCCUAAAUUAAAACCAGAAAGAUGUACUUUCAUGUGAUGUA